Prorocentrum cordatum is the source of this 1030-nucleotide messenger RNA. The record is from the annotation of a GenBank genome assembly. Lineage: Eukaryota; Dinophyceae; Prorocentrales; Prorocentraceae.
AGGACACCCUCGCCGCGGGCACGCGGGACCCCGACCCCGAGGACCUGCUGCAGCGUCUGGACGCGCAGGCGCAGGCCGAGGACAAAACCCUGGAGGCGGCCUUCUCGCGCUUCGACCACUCUAAGAAGGGUCAGUUGAGCAGGAAGGACGUGGAGCACAUGAGCAAGUACUUGGGCUUCCCGCACGCCAAGGCGGACAUCGACAAGUUGAUGGAUGCCAUCGAUAAGGACAAGUCCGGCAAGGUCAAGAAGAACGAGUUCUUCGACUACGUCCGUAAGAUGGGGGGCACCGAGAAGCUCUUCGAGGAGCGCCGCAGGCGGAUCACCGAGGCUGGCGGCUUCUCCGAGGGCGACCCGGAGGAAGCAAAACUCGCGAUCAAGGAGGCGGGGAUCGAUGAAGAGGCGCAGGCGUACUGGCGGCUGGUCGUGAGCCCCACUGAGUUCCAGGAGGCUGGCAAGCUGACGUCCUGUCAGAAGAAGGCCGUCGCCCUCAUCCGGAAGCUCGCGAAAACGAAUCAUGAACGAGACCUCCCAAAGGUCCAGAAGCGAAUCACGGGCCUGAGGGACGACAGGGGCCAGCCCUUCAAGGAGGAACACCUGUGGAUGACGCUGGCGUGGAUCAGGGAGUUGGCGCCCGUGAUCGUCCACGUCAACAUGGACAAGAUGCUCCGUUUCAUGGAGAAAGACUCGCAUUACCGCAACCAGUUCGAGACGGCCUCCUCUGGCGGGCUGCUCAAGCCUGCGGUGCGGGAGAAAUGGGAGCGUGACCUGUUCGGCGGGGCGUACGACAAGGCCUCUGGCUUCGAGCGGCCGAAGUACGGGGUCCUGAACGUGAUGAACGAUUACCGAGGCGUGGUCAAGUGCAAGCAGUACGGGGACUCGUACGUCAUACCCCGAGGGCUCCAGAGGGGGUGCACCUUCUCGCCCGAGGACUCCGCGAACCUGAAGUCGGAAAGGCUGGCUGUGCUAGACUUCUACGCGCACGUGCUCAACGAGUACUCGGACGACGAGCUGAGGGAGACACUCAAGGU